GAUCAAAUCAUGCAGUAUGUAAGAAGUUUAGAACAAAGAGUACAACAAUUAGAAGAUGAUAAACGCACAUUAACUCAUAAAAUAAAUCAAUUGGCAACAUCAAGUGGUGAUCCAACCGUGGCAAUUCCACAAGAUUCAGGUGGAGUUUUAUUCGGAAGACCUGAAGCCGUAGUAAGGGCUCUACAAGUAUUGGAGGUUAGAGAGCAAUUAGAACGUGAAGGAAGAUUAGAAAGGAAUGAAAACAUGUCCGAUACACCUUCAGCUGAUAUGGACGAUGGGGAAAAAGCUUUGGUACGCGAAAUGUGCAAUGUUGUAUGGAGGAAAUUAGAAGAAGGACCCCAAUCUCGAAGAUAAAUCUUAAAAAAUUGAAAUAGAGGUUAAGGAAAUAAUAAUUAGUUUUAUUUUGUAUAUAACAUAAUUCAAAAAGUAUUAUUGUAUUUUAUUAUUCAUAUUUAUUAAUAUUUUUAUGUCGUAUUUUAUCCUAAAUGUACAAAUUCAAGAAUUAUAACAAUAAAUUCAUAUUUUAAAGAU
Messenger RNA from Onthophagus taurus, 531 nucleotides. The record is from RefSeq and is a predicted model, not a curated record. NCBI's taxonomy places the organism in Eukaryota, Metazoa, Arthropoda, Insecta, Coleoptera, Scarabaeidae.